Messenger RNA from Schistocerca gregaria, 1653 nucleotides. Its product is annotated as adenylyl cyclase-associated protein-like. The transcript is spliced from 3 exons. Gene Ontology annotation, cellular component: cytoplasm. The record is from RefSeq and is a predicted model, not a curated record. NCBI's taxonomy places the organism in Eukaryota, Metazoa, Arthropoda, Insecta, Orthoptera, Acrididae. Gene Ontology annotation, molecular function: actin binding; adenylate cyclase binding. The coding region runs from base 196 to 1608 and encodes 470 amino acids. Gene Ontology annotation, biological process: regulation of adenylate cyclase activity; cytoskeleton organization.
AGACUUCGCUGCACCAUUUUUCUUGCGUGAGGCUUUUUGUCUGCAUCGAAAGAGCUGGUUUUGUAUUUGUGUGGGGGAGUCGCCUCGGAAGACUGAUCCUUGCGAGGUUGUUGAGAGCACGACCGAUCUCAAUCUGGCAAGUAAAGCGGGGAGUCGAGCAAAGCUGAUUUUUUUUCUUCAUAUUUUCACUAAACCAUGUCUACUGAUAGCUUGAAGAACGUCGUUGAACGUCUGGAAAGCGUUGCUUCUAAACUAGAGAAGAUAGAGCACGGUGUUUCCAACCUGUCCCUCGCUGGGGUGGUGGGUUCGCAGGACCCGAGCGAUAUUCACGAUGUGGCACCGUCGAUCACCGCGUUCGACGAAAUUGUGAAGCAGAAUUUGAAGAAGUACUAUGAGGUAUCCGAAAAGAUUGGCGGCCUGGUGCGCGAUCAAUCCAAGCUGUUUGAGCAGUUGGUUACCGAGCACCGCAACCUGAUAUUGAUUGCGAGCAAGAGCAAGAAGUCGCCAGAGAGCUUGCCGGACAUUAGCCGGAAGCAGAUAGAGUUGACGGUGAAGAUAGUCAAGAUGACGGCGGACAACAGAUCUUCGCCGUUUUUCACGCACUUGUCCGCGGUGUCCGAGGGAUUGGGCGCGUUCGGGUGGGUGUCCGUCGAACCUGCACCCGCGCCGUUCGUGCAUGAGAUGAUUGGGGCGAGCGAGUUUUACUCGAACAAGCUGUUGAGGCAGUACAGGAACAAGGACCAGGACCAGGUGGACUGGGUGCAGGGACUGAACGGGUUUCUCAAGGCGCUUGAGGCGUACGUCAAGACCUAUCACACGACGUCCCUCACGUGGAACGCGCAGGGAGAGGACGUGAAGACAGUGUUGUCGAAGCUCAAGAUGUCUUGUCCGUCAUCUCAGGGCGAAGCGACGGACAAGGGCGAGGCGAAGCCCUCCGUCCCCAAGUCGUCGGUGGCCUCGAACACCAAUGCCCUGUUCGGAGAGCUGAACAAGGGAACGGAUAUCACGUCCGGACUGAAGAAGGUGACCAGCGACAUGAAGACGAAGAACAGAAAGGCGUCCGCGUCCGAUAACUUACCUAAGCCCAAGUCCACUCCCGCCGGCGGAAAGGCUCCUUCUAUGAAGAGCCCGCCGAAAUUCGAGCUCCAAAACAACAACUGGAUCAUCGAGUAUCAAACCGGCGACGCGAAGAUUGACGUGGACAUCACGGAAAUGCGACAGGUCGUCAGACUCUACAAGUGCGACGGUGCGACGGUUCGAAUCAAGGGAAAACUCAACGCGAUCAACAUCGAUUCUUGUCGUCGAACCGACAUCAUCUUCGACGAAGUCGUCUCCAUUGUCGAGCUUAUCAACUGCACCGGGUCCGUGAACAUCCAGGUCUUGGGCAAGGUGCCGUGCAUCACCAUCGACAAGGUCUCCGGGGCCAGCGUGAUCUUGAGCAAGACCUCUCUGGACACGCGAAUCGUGACCUCGAAGUCUGACUCCGUGAACGUCAUGGUUCCCGACAAUGAAAACAGCCUCAAGGAAUUCCCCGUGCCGGAACAGUUCGUCAGCACCAUUCGCGACGGCGCUCUCUUCACCGAGUCUAACACUCACAUUGGCGAAUAAGCGGGGAGGGAAGGUGAACAAAAUAAAAACACACUUGUAAUUUCA